This is a messenger RNA of Cetraspora pellucida, 565 nucleotides long. The record is from the annotation of a GenBank genome assembly. NCBI's taxonomy places the organism in Eukaryota, Fungi, Glomeromycota, Glomeromycetes, Diversisporales, Gigasporaceae.
AUGUUCAUAUGCUGUAUUUGUGAAAAAGAAUUUGGCCAUCUAACAAGCCUCAAAAAUCAUAAAAAGGCUUAUAAAAAAUGUCAUCAAAUCGAAGAAGAAUCUAGUACUGAUACAGCUACUAGUACAGAUGAGAAUAUUUUCUAUGAGUCUUACCUGGAAAUUGGCAGUGAGUUCGAUUUAAAGUUCAAUGACCAGGGAACUGUCAAAGACCAGGAAACUGUCAAAGACCAGGAAACUGUCAGAGAGUCUAAAUCAAUAUCUGAUGAUAAGUCUGAUGACCAAGAAACUGAUAAUGAGUGCAUCCCAAUGUUUGAUAAUCAUAAUAUUGCUAAUAAAUCAACUAAAGAAGGUCUUUAUUUCUUGGAUUCCUUAGAAAAAAAUUAUACAAAAUUUUUUUUAACUCCUGUUGCACAAGUCAGAGGUCAAACAUAUUUGUUUAAGUAUCAGCCAAUAAUUUUAGCCAUUAGAGAAAUUCUCCAGAAUCAAGAAAUUACGAUGAACUGUGUUUUUGAUUAUCAAAAGAUUUAUGUAUCAAAUAAGGCAUAUAAAGUUUAUAGAAGUAAUG